This is a messenger RNA of Hipposideros armiger (great roundleaf bat), 4002 nucleotides long. It is a transcript of the gene NAALAD2, whose product is annotated as N-acetylated alpha-linked acidic dipeptidase 2. Gene Ontology annotation, molecular function: carboxypeptidase activity. The record is from RefSeq and is a predicted model, not a curated record. NCBI's taxonomy places the organism in Eukaryota, Metazoa, Chordata, Mammalia, Chiroptera, Hipposideridae. Bases 223 to 2445 code for a protein of 740 amino acids. The transcript is spliced from 19 exons.
GGCUCCAGGGGACCAAAGGAGCCAGGAGUUGUUUCCUGCCGGUUUCCACUCCUCCCUGAAGGGACCUGGAGGGUGGAGGCCGGGCUUCGCUGAGGGUCGGCAUCGGCCAAGUCCUGCGGAAGUCUGGGUGCUCACACGGCCCCGUGCGUGCUCUCUCUGUUUAUCUGCAGCCCAGAGGCUCCUUGCAGCAGCCGGCGCUGCAAGCUCAGUCGCGAAGAAGCCAUGGCGAAGUCCAAGGGCCGUCUGUACCUUUGGAUGUGCUUGGCUGCUGCGCUGGCAUCUUUCCUGGCAGGAUUUAUGGUGGGCUGGUUUCUUAAGCCUCUCAGAGAAACAACUACAUCACUUCGAUAUCAUCAAAGUAUACGGUGGAACCUGGUAUCAGAGAUGAAAGCCGAAAAUAUUAAAUCAUUUCUUCGUUCUUUUACGAAGCUCCCUCAUCUGGCAGGAACAGAACAAAAUUUGCUGCUUGCCAAGAAAAUCCAAACCCAGUGGAAGAAGUUUGGACUGGAUUCAAUCAAGUUGGUUCAUUAUGAUGUCCUCCUGUCUUACCCUAAUGAGACAAAUGCCAACUAUAUAUCAGUCAUGGAUGAGCAUGGAAUUGAGAUUUUCAAAACAUCAUACGUUGAGCUGCUACCAGAUGGAUAUGAAAAUGUUACAAAUAUUGUACCACCAUAUAACGCUUUCUCAGCCCAAGGCACACCAGAGGGAGAUCUUGUAUAUGUAAACUAUGCUCGUACUGAAGAUUUUUUCAAACUAGAAAGAGAAAUGGGCAUCAACUGUACUGGAAAGAUUGUUAUUGCGAGAUAUGGGAAAAUCUUCAGAGGAAAUAAAGUUAAGAAUGCCAUGUCAGCAGGAGCCAUAGGAAUCAUCUUGUACUCAGACCCUGCUGACUACUCUGCCCCUGAGGUACAGCCGUAUCCCAAAGGAUGGAACCUUCCUGGAACUGCAGCUCAGAGAGGGAAUGUGUUAAAUUUGAACGGUGCUGGUGACCCACUCACUCCAGGCUAUCCAGCCAAAGAGUACACCUUUAGACUUAAUGUUGAAGAAGGAGUGGGAAUGCCCAAAAUCCCUGUACAUCCCAUUGGCUAUAAGGAUGCAGAAAUAUUAUUACGCUAUAUGGGAGGAACUGUUCCACCAGAUGACAGCUGGAAGGGAAACCUUAAUGUGGAUUAUAACAUUGGGCCUGGCUUCACAGGGCAUGAUUCUUUUAGGAAGGUUAAAAUGCAUGUUCAUAACACCAACAAAAUUACAAGGAUUUACAAUGUAAUUGGAACUAUCAGAGGAUCUGUGGAACCUGACAGGUAUGUUAUUCUGGGAGGUCAUCGGGACUCCUGGGUGUUUGGAGGUAUUGACCCAACCACUGGGACGGCUGUUUUACAAGAAAUCGUUCAGAGUUUUGGAAAACUGAUGAGUAGAGGCUGGAGACCUAGAAGAACUAUCAUUUUCGCGAGCUGGGAUGCAGAAGAAUUUGGACUUCUGGGUUCCACAGAAUGGGCUGAGGAGAAUGCAAAAACACUCCAGGAGAGAAGCAUUGCUUACAUCAACUCAGAUUCAUCGAUAGAAGGAAAUUAUACUCUCAGAGUUGACUGUACACCCCUUCUUUACCAAUUGGUGUAUAAGCUGACAAAAGAGAUCUCCAGCCCUGACGAUGGUUUCGAGAGUAAAUCUCUUUAUGAAAGCUGGUUAGAAAAGGACCCUUCAUCGGAAAAUAAAAAUUUUCCUAGAAUCAACAAGCUGGGAUCUGGAAGUGAUUUUGAAGCUUAUUUUCAGAGACUUGGAAUUGCUUCAGGCAGAGCCCGUUACACUAAAAAUAGGAAAACAGAUAAGUACAGCAACUACCCGGUAUACCAUACAAUUUAUGAGACCUUCGAAUUAGUAGAGAAUUUUUAUGACCCCACAUUUAAAAAACAGCUUUCUGUGGCUCAACUACGAGGAGCACUGGUUUAUGAGCUUGCAGACUCUCCAGUCAUUCCUUUCAAUAUUCAAGACUACGCAAAAGCUUUGAAAAACUAUGCAACAAGUAUCUCCAAUUUAUCCAAGAAACAUGACCAACAAUUGAGAGACUAUGGAGUAUCAUUUGAUUCCUUAUUUUCUGCUGUGAAAAACUUCUCCGAGGCUGCCUUAGAUUUUCAUAGAAGACUUACAGAAGUUGAUCUUAAUAAUCCCAUUGCAGUGAGAAUCAUGAAUGACCAGUUGAUGCUCCUGGAAAGAGCAUUCAUCGAUCCCCUUGGUUUACCAGGGAGGCAGUUCUACAGGCACAUCAUCUUUGCUCCAAGUAGGCACAACAAAUAUGCUGGAGAAUCAUUUCCUGGGAUCUAUGAUGCUAUGUUUGAUAUUGAAAAUAAAGCAGACCCACGUUUAGCCUGGAGAGAAGUAAAGAAACACAUUUCUAUUGCAACCUUUACAAUUGAAGCAGCAGCUGGGACUCUGAAAGAGGUGAUGUAGUAAGGUCUCAGCCAAGUGGCUAGCCACUAAAAGUGUUACUGCAAAUCUGAGGAUAAAAUCCGUCUUUGUUUUUGAUCUUUCUUUUCAUGUCAUGUUUUAUUUUAGACUUCCACCUUGUUCAUCUGCAAAGAAUUGUUUUUUUUCUUUUUUUUGGCUCAUUGAAAAUUUGUAACUUCAUCACCAAAGUGUUAAACUAAUAAAACUCCACUCAUGUGACAAAGAGACAAAGUAACUGAAAAUUUCCUAAAAUAAAUUAUGACAAGGAACUUGAAUUCUCACACUACUGAUAGUGAUAGAUAUGCAAAAUGGUAUAGCCAGUUAGGAAAAUAGUUUGACAGUUUGUUAUCAAGCUAAACAUAUACUUACUCUGACUCCAAAAUUCCACUUCUAGGUAUUUACUAAAGAGAAGCAAAACACGAUGACAAAAAAACCUCUUCUAGGCAUGCUUCUAGCACCUUAAAGUGGAUGAAUUCAACAGAUGAAUGGGUAAAUUGUGGUAUAUCCACAAUGGAAUACUAUUCAGCAAUACAAAUGAAAUAACUGCCAAUACAUGAAGUAUUAUUGGCAGACAUUGUUGAUGGAAAGAAGCCAGACACAAAAUACCUAGCAUAUGAUUCUAUUUAUAUGAAGAAGAGGCAAAACUAAUCUAUGGUGUUAGAAAUCAAUUAGAUCAGUGAUUGCCUGGGGCAAGUAAGGGGCAGGGAGGAGAUUGACUGCAAAGAGGCAAACUUUCAUGGGAUAAUAGGAGUUUUCUGUAUCUUGAUGUGAGUCAUGGUUACACAGCUAUAUAUAUUUGUCAAACCUCAUCAAACUAUAAACUUAAAAUGUGUGAAAAUUUGAUUACCUUCCCUCCAAACAAAGAAAAGGCUGGCAGGCAAACCAGUAUAGAGAAUUUGUGUGUGUGUGUGUGUGAAAUCACUGUGGACUGCAAAUCGUAAAAAAAAAAAAGUGCAUAUACAUACUUUUAAUAAGUUCACCUCUACUGAAUGAUGUAUAAGUCUGAUAGGUGAAGAAAAUAGUUGACAUAAACCUGCAUAUGCUGACUUCUCUAAAUCAAAUUAUAUAUAAAACUAUAUCAGCAUCUGUCAACUUUUAUGCAGAGCCUAAUAACUCAGAAUUAUGGGUAAACUAAGACAAAAGCUUCAAUAAGCUUGGAUGUUCAAUUACUUAGCCAAAAAAGUGUUAAGAAUCAAAAAUUAAAAGAGCUCUUAUAGGUAGGCACGCUAACUACAAUUAAGAAGUGACAGCUCAAAGUUGACUGCAAGGAGAAACUACCCGUGCUACCCUUGCUUGCUGACCAAUAAACCAGUGGGAAAACUUAGUUUAGAGAUAAACACGUGCUAUGUGUCUCAAUAUUACCAGAGGAUAUCUCACUGAUUCCCCACAAUAAAAUAAAUGGGAGGCAUAGCAAUGACCCUGAGUCAUCAGGAUAAAUUUUAAAUAUAACCCAUUCAUUCUGCUUAAAGAGGCAAUAGAGCACUCUGCUUUAUAAAGCAAAAUACACCCAGUUUUAAAUUGGAUUGUUUUUUCGUUGUUGAGUUGUAUGAGUUCCUUAUA